AUGUUAACACAAGCUAUUUCGUGUGAUCCACCAACAGCUUGGACUUCCCCAUUACAGGAUGAUGCUAUUCCGUACCAUACUCGGUACUACCGCAGGCGCGGACGACCCUCUAUGAAGGAGAAGGCCCAAGGCCAGCAGUAUCUUACCCUAGAUGAAGAGAAAGCCCUUAUCAAGUAUCUUUUGCUAAUGUCUGAACUUAGACAGCCCGUCCAAAUCAACUCCCAGGCAAGAACUAGGCUCGGUCCUUUAAGAAACGCAACCCUAGAUUAA
Messenger RNA from Bipolaris oryzae ATCC 44560, 270 nucleotides. RefSeq lists its product as uncharacterized. The transcript is spliced from 2 exons. NCBI's taxonomy places the organism in Eukaryota, Fungi, Ascomycota, Dothideomycetes, Pleosporales, Pleosporaceae. The coding region runs from base 1 to 270 and encodes 89 amino acids. The record is from RefSeq and is a predicted model, not a curated record.